Cannabis sativa is the source of this 1982-nucleotide messenger RNA. Its product is annotated as cytochrome P450 81Q32. The record is from RefSeq and is a predicted model, not a curated record. Lineage: Eukaryota; Viridiplantae; Streptophyta; Magnoliopsida; Rosales; Cannabaceae. The coding region runs from base 191 to 1702 and encodes 503 amino acids. Gene Ontology annotation, molecular function: iron ion binding; oxidoreductase activity, acting on paired donors, with incorporation or reduction of molecular oxygen; heme binding. The transcript is spliced from 2 exons.
CACAUUGUGACUAGCGUUAACCACCUGUACCUUUCAUCAUCAAAAAUAUCUCAAAUGGAGGGAUUAAAAAGCACCAAAAGGUUCGUACAUUGCUAUAAAAACAUCAUAGUAAAGUUAGUAACUAAGUAAGAAGAAAUAGAAAUAUAUAUAUGUGAGAUAUAUCUCACAGAAUUGCAGACAAUCUCUCUUCAUGGAUGCACCAUUCUACUACUACCUUUUCCUGUUCAUUUCUCUUUAUUUCCUAAAAUUUUAUUUGCUUCAGAAGAACAAGGGACUCCCACCAAGCCCUGCUUUUUCCUUACCGAUUAUAGGUCACCUCUACCUUUUAAAGAAACCUCUCCACCGAACACUUGCCAAGUUAAGCCACCAAUACGGUCCCGUUAUACACAUCCAGUUCGGUUCCCGUCCCGUCGUGCUCAUAUCUUCCCCUUCAGCCGCAGAGGAAUGCUUCACCAAAAACGACGUCACUUUCUCUAACCGUCCUACUUUGUUGGCAGGAAAACACCUCGGCUAUAACUAUUCUACACUGACCUGGGCCUCUUAUGGUCCCCACUGGCGAAACUUGAGGCGCAUAGCUUCCAUCGAGUUAUUGUCGUCGAACAGACUCAACAUGUUUAGUGGGGUGCGCUUAUCUGAGACAAGGUCGUCGGUUCGCCAACUCUUUCGAGGCUGUCAAGACGAUAAAUUUCAGAACAUUGAAAUGAAGUCAACAUUUUUCGAGUUGACUCUUAAUAUUGUUAUGAGAAUGAUUGCAGGAAAGAGAUACUACGGGGAGAAUGCAGCCGAAGUGGAAGGGAGUCAGUUCAAAGAAAUUGUGACCGAGACGUUUCGCUUGAGCGGGGCCACUAACAUUGGAGACUUUGUUCCUGUUUUGAACUAUUUUGGAUUAAGCGGACUGGAUACGAAGUUGGUGUCGUUACAGAGUAAGAGGGAUAAGUUCAUGCAGGAUUUGAUUGAACAUCAUAGAAAAACAAAUACAAAUUCUGGUUCUGAAGAGAGAACCAUGAUUGAUGUUUUAUUAUCACUACAAGAAACUGAACCCGGAUAUUACACUGACGAGUUCAUAAGAGGCAUGCUGCUAGUAAUGCUAUCGGCAGGUACAGAUACUUCUGCCGGAACCAUGGAAUGGGCAAUGAGCCUCUUGCUCAACAACCCAGAGGCCCUUCUCAAAGCCCAUGCCGAAAUUGAGGCGAAUAUCGGUCAAAACAGGUUGAUAGAAGAGUCGGAUCUUCUCAAACUUCCGUACCUCCGGGGCGUUAUAUAUGAGACCCUUCGACUAUGCCCAGCUGAUCCACUUUUGGUUCCGCACGAGUCCUCGGAGGAGUGCACCGUUGGGGGAUUUCGCGUCCUACGUGGCACGAUGCUGUUGGUGAACAUGUGGGCCAUACAACAUGACCCCAAAAUUUGGGACGAGCCAGAAAAGUUUAAGCCGGAGAGAUUCCAAGUUGAGGGAGUGGACGGGUUUCAUUUCAAAUUUCUGCCAUUUGGAGCGGGAAGGAGGGGUUGUCCCGGCGAGAGCUUGGCGAUGCGUGUAGUUGGUUUGGCAGUAGGAUCGUUUAUUCAGUGCUUUCAGUGGGAGAGAAGUGGCGAGGAGUUGGUUGAUAUGACUGAAGGAGCUGGGCUCACAAUGCCUAAAGCGCAACCCUUAUUCGCAAAGUACAGACCGCGCCCAACUAUGAUGGGCCUUCUUUUCAAGCUCUAGAGUCCAAGAUAGACUCUCUUUCCAAUAUAAUUUAUAGGAAUGAAAAUGAGAAUUAGAAUAGAAAUGGAAUAGAAUAAAAUUUAAAAUGCAUAAAAAAUUGAUAAGAAAAAUUAUUAAAUUUUUUAAAUUCUUGCAUUGGAAUGGUCUUUCCUUUCAUUUCAAAAUGGUAUAGUCAUUCCACCAAAAUGGUAGAAAGGCCAAUCUGUUGGAAUGAUAUUCCAAUUCCUUAAAUUGCAACCAAACAAAAGAAUAGAAUAAAAAUUGUUUCCUUUCCUUUUUA